Molecule: messenger RNA, 471 nt
Organism: Sciurus carolinensis (gray squirrel)
Lineage: Eukaryota; Metazoa; Chordata; Mammalia; Rodentia; Sciuridae
Product: keratin-associated protein 1-3-like
Exons: 1
Coding region: 1-471 (156 amino acids)
Cellular component (GO): keratin filament
Source: RefSeq, a predicted model, not a curated record
AUGGCCUGCUGCUCCACCAGCUUCUGCGGAUUCCCCAGCUGCUCCACCAGUGGAAACUGUGGCGCCAGCUGCUGCCGGCCCAACUGCUGCCAGACCGGCUGCUGCCAGCCCAGCUGUGGCCAGGAUAGCUGCUGCCAGCCCAGCUGCUGCCAGCCCAGCUGCUGCCAGUCCAGCUGCUGCCAGCCCAGCUGCUGUGGAACCGGCUGUGGCUCUGGGAGUGGAAUCGGGGGUGGCCAAGAGGGUGGCUGCGGAGCCGUGAGCUGCCGCAUCAGGUGGUGCCGCCCUGACUGCCGCGUGGAGGGCACCUGCCUGCCCCCCUGCUGCGUGGUGAGCGGCACACCCCCGACCUGCUGCCAGCUGCACCACGCCCAGGCCUCCUGCUGCCGCCCAUCCUACUGUGGACAGUCCUGCUGCCGCCCAGCCUGCUGCUGCUACUGCUGCCCACCCACCUGCUGUGAGCCCACCUGCUAA